Pangasianodon hypophthalmus (striped catfish) is the source of this 3864-nucleotide messenger RNA. It is a transcript of the gene pygb, whose product is annotated as phosphorylase, glycogen; brain. The transcript has 20 exons. The record is from RefSeq and is a predicted model, not a curated record. Lineage: Eukaryota; Metazoa; Chordata; Actinopteri; Siluriformes; Pangasiidae. Bases 163 to 2694 code for a protein of 843 amino acids. Gene Ontology annotation, cellular component: cytoplasm. Gene Ontology annotation, molecular function: glycogen phosphorylase activity; pyridoxal phosphate binding. Gene Ontology annotation, biological process: glycogen catabolic process.
GUCUCUGGUGUGUUCCUGAGCUGCUCUCUGCAGAGUGGAGCUCUCUCAGCUGGACUUCCUGUCUUUCUCUCUCUCUCUCUGUCUCUCUCUCUCUCUUUCCCUCUCUGUCUCUCUCUCUCUCUCUCUCUCCACUUUCUCAGAGCUUCUUUCCUCGUCUCCGUCAUGGCGAAGCCGCUGAGCGACCAUGAGAAGCGCAAGCAGAUCAGCGUGCGCGGUAUCGCGGGACUCGGGGACGUGGCUGAGAUCAAGAAGAGCUUCAACCGGCACCUGCACUUCACGCUGGUGAAGGACCGGAACGUGGCCACGCCGCGGGAUUACUACUUCGCCCUGGCGCACACGGUGCGCGAUCACCUGGUGGGCCGCUGGAUCCGCACCCAGCAGCACUACUACGAGAAAGACCCCAAGAGGGUCCACUACCUGUCUCUGGAGUUCUACAUGGGCAGAACCCUGCAGAACACUAUGAUUAACCUCGGCCUGCAGAACGCCUGCGAUGAAGCCAUUUACCAGCUUGGCCUGGAUCUGGAAGAGCUGGAGGAGAUCGAGGAGGACGCUGGACUGGGAAAUGGUGGACUGGGCCGGCUUGCAGCCUGUUUUCUGGACUCGAUGGCGACUUUGGGUUUGGCGGCGUAUGGUUACGGCAUUCGCUACGAGUUUGGAAUCUUCAACCAGAAAAUCUCCAACGGUUGGCAGGUGGAGGAAGCUGAUGAUUGGCUGCGCUAUGGUAACCCCUGGGAGAAGGCCCGCCCUGAGUACAUGCUCCCAGUGCAUUUCUAUGGCCGGGUGGAGCACACGGAGGAGGGGCCUAAGUGGGUGGACACUCAGGUGAUCCUGGCGAUGCCGUACGACACUCCUGUCCCCGGCUUCAAGAACAACACCGUUAACACCAUGAGACUCUGGUCUGCCAAAGCACCCAAUGACUUCAACCUUCAAGAAUUUAAUGUUGGAGACUACAUCCAGGCUGUGUUGGACAGGAACCUGGCGGAGAACAUCUCCCGAGUGCUUUAUCCCAACGACAAUUUUUUCGAGGGUAAGGAGCUACGUCUUAAGCAGGAGUAUUUUGUGGUGGCAGCCACUCUACAGGACAUCAUCCGACGCUUUAAAUCCUCCAAGUUCGGCAGCAGAGACUACGUCCGCACUUCCCUGGAGAACUUUCCGGAAAAGGUUGCGAUCCAGCUGAAUGACACACACCCUGCUCUGGCCAUUCCUGAGCUCAUGAGGGUCCUCCUGGACGUGGAGAAACUGCCCUGGGAAAAGUCAUGGGACAUCACCACCAAGACGUGUGCGUACACGAACCAUACAGUUCUCCCAGAGGCUCUGGAGCGUUGGCCCGUCUACAUGUUUGAGAAACUCCUGCCCAGACACCUGCAGAUCAUCUAUGAGAUCAACCAGCGUCACCUGGACAGAAUAUCAGCACUGUAUCCAGGGGAUACGGAUCGUCUCCGCAGGAUGUCACUAAUCGAGGAGGGCGAGCCCAAGAGGAUAAACAUGGCUCAUCUGUGUGUGGUGGGAUCGCACGCUGUCAACGGAGUCGCUCGCAUCCACUCUGACAUCGUCAAAACCACAGUUUUUAAGGACUUCUGCGACAUUGAGCCGGAGAAGUUUCAGAACAAGACGAACGGCAUCACCCCUCGCCGCUGGCUCCUGCUCUGUAACCCCGGCCUGGCUGACGUCAUCGCCGAGAAAAUCGGUGAGGAUUUCCUGAAGGACCUGUACCAGCUGAGGAAGCUGCUGGACUACAUUGAUAAUGACGUGUUCAUCAGAGACGUGGCCAAAGUCAAACAGGAGAACAAGCAGAAGUUAGCUGCGUAUCUGGAGAAGACGUACAAGGUUCAGAUCAAUCCAGAGUCCAUCUUUGACAUUCAGGUGAAGAGGAUCCACGAGUACAAGCGGCAACUGCUGAACUGCCUGCACAUCAUCACCUACUAUAACCGGAUCAGAAAGGAGCCGAGCAAGAAGUUUGUACCCAGAACAGUCAUGAUCGGGGGCAAGGCAGCGCCCGGGUACCACAUGGCUAAAAUGAUCAUUAAGCUGAUCACCUCGGUGGCAGACGUGGUCAAUAACGACCCGGUGGUGGGCGACCGGCUGAAGGUGAUCUUCCUGGAGAACUACAGAGUCUCACUGGCUGAGAAAGUGAUCCCAGCAGCAGACCUGUCCGAGCAGAUCUCCACUGCCGGCACGGAAGCUUCCGGAACAGGCAACAUGAAGUUCAUGCUGAACGGCGCCCUCACCAUCGGCACCAUGGACGGCGCUAACGUGGAGAUGGCUGAGGAGGCGGGAGAGGAGAACCUGUUCAUCUUCGGCAUGAGGGUGAAGGACGUGGAGGCCCUGGACCGCAAAGGCUACAACGCUCGUGAGUACUAUGACCGCUUGCCGGAGCUCAGACAGGUGAUCGAUCAGAUCUACACAGGCCACUUCAGCCCCAAAGAGCCAGAGCUGUUCAAGGAUGUCGUCAACAUGUUGAUGAAUCAUGACCGGUUCAAGGUAUUUGCAGAUUAUGAGGCUUAUAUCAACUGUCAGGAGAAGGUCAACAACCUCUACAAGAACCCUAAAGAAUGGACCAAGAAGGUGAUCAGAAACAUCGCCAACUCUGGAAAAUUCUCCAGCGAUCGCACCAUCUCCGAGUACGCUCGUGAGAUCUGGGGGGUGGAGCCUACAGAUCUGAAGAUCCCACCGCCCAAUGAGCCUCGAGACUGAGGCGGGGCUUACAUGGUGGACUGGCCAGUGACUUGAUACAUACUCUGUUCCUUCAUUCUUUAAUACUGUAGGUGUGAUUAGUUCUGUUUGGUCACAAGGUUAUGAUUGACAGAUUGAGGAUCUUCCACUUUCCAUAGCCAAUAGAUUAUCCAGUGUAUGUUCAGCCAUGCCUAUCUUUCCCUCCCCUCUUUAGCACUGUAUGUGUGUAAUAUGUAAAACCCUCCAGCUUUCCGUGCCUUAUCCAUCAGCUUUGAGUGAAAUACGCUGUUAUAUUCACAAAAUAUCGUUGUGCCUGGAACCUAGAAAGGACACAAUGUGAUUUCUUGUGUAUUGUGAAAUUUAAGGACAGUUUUAUACACACAAGUGAGGAUAAUGCUUUCUCUGAGGAAAAACUGUGCUUUUUUUGUGCCUACUGUAUGCAAUUCUACAAAAGUACAAAAGGAAAAUGAAAUAAAUGUAUUAAAUUGUGACCUAGCAACUGCAACGAGAACAUAUUUAGCUCUGCUAGCAAUUAUGCUACUUAGCACGGUUAGCAAUUAGCACUUUAGAUCAUGUGCAGUGGUUAGCAUUAAGCAUAUCUUGGUUCUAGCAUUUUGGAUAUCAUUUAGCACAGUUGGCAAUUAGGAGAUGCUAGCUCAUGUGUUAUGAUUAGCAUGGAUGCUGUCAUCAGUGAUGCACUGUACACAUCUGUCCCUGUUCAAUUUUUUUUUUAUAAUUAUAGAUUAUAAUUCUGUAGUUAAUGAUUCAGCACUUUUCUUCAGAGCGCUACUGAAUUGCACUGCACUUAGCUAAUGGAGACGCUAGCUAAUCUUCAUUUAGACCUUAACUCCAGGCUUACAAGGUUGUUUACAUUGUUCUUAUAAAACCUAUAAUGUCCAGCAUCAAAUGUCACUCCAGCGGAACAUUAGAAAGGGAACAAAACAACAUUUUUACAUUUAAAUCAGGGACGUGUUUAUGCAUCCUGCUUUAGUGUGUGUGCGUGUGUGUGUGUGUGUAAACAAGCCUCUUGCAAUGAUCAUAAUCAAAUUUUGAAUAAUAUACGUGUAUGUGUCUUAAUGGAUUGUUGUGUGUUCUAUCAGAUUGUGUAUUCACACCCUUUACAUGAGCACUGUGCAAAAUAUUUGACACGUUUGUGUUCAGUUUAAAGAAUAAAGCUGUUUAAAAGACAAA